Molecule: messenger RNA, 741 nt
Organism: Tremella mesenterica DSM 1558
Lineage: Eukaryota; Fungi; Basidiomycota; Tremellomycetes; Tremellales; Tremellaceae
Exons: 6
Coding region: 9-641 (210 amino acids)
Cellular component (GO): cytoplasm
Molecular function (GO): protein phosphatase inhibitor activity
Source: RefSeq, a predicted model, not a curated record
AGGUCAAAAUGAAUCCUCAUAAAAUGCACAAGAUAGAUAUCUCGGCAAUGUCGCCAGAUGAACAGAAGGCCUUUAGGUUGUAUGGUGUGCUUCCUAAGGCAGGACCACAGUUGAAGAAGUUUGAGGAUAAAAACAACCAAAGGAAAUACUUUGACUCUGGGGAUUACAUGCUCGCCAAAGCUGGUAUUCCCACUGGUCAGAUUCCAGGAACCGCCAUCCCCACUCCUGAAGGAGUCCCCCACGCCGCCUCACCUCCCGGCGCCACCUCCCCAGGACUUUCUUCAUCGCCCACCAAUAUGCCCUUGCAUUCGCCUGGGACGGGAGAAGCCACACAAUCAAAACAGUCUGGGCAAAAUGGUGCGCCCUCGCUCGCCCAGCCCGUACCUUCGGUUCCGAACCCAGGUGUGGGUAUGGGCAUCUCACCUUCAGCUAGCAGUGACGCCGUCGAGGUGCCCCACAACCAUCGUCGUCGGCCUAGUGAGGGCGCCCGGAUCUCGCCCCCAGGCGUGCUGCGAGACCUGAACCAUUCGUCAUCCUAUGUCAUCCAUCACCCCGGCUCUUCCGGCUUAUCACCGGUCAAAAGUAGUGCUCUGGCUCGAAGGCUUGAUAAUGAAUUUGAAAAUGAUGCUCCUGUGGCGUGAAGGGAGGGAGAUGUAAAGAUAGGUGUAUGUUUGGUACGUGUACGAUGACGAGUGAAGAUAGGCGCCUACCUUUGGGGUGACGAUGUAAUUUUAGUUUGCC